Messenger RNA from Fragaria vesca subsp. vesca, 1311 nucleotides. RefSeq names its product putative RNA-binding protein YlmH-like. Gene Ontology annotation, molecular function: RNA binding. The transcript is spliced from 10 exons. NCBI's taxonomy places the organism in Eukaryota, Viridiplantae, Streptophyta, Magnoliopsida, Rosales, Rosaceae. The coding region runs from base 145 to 1113 and encodes 322 amino acids. The record is from RefSeq and is a predicted model, not a curated record.
UAAUUCUAUGGGCUUGUGUUUCCAAAUUUGGCUGCUUCAAUACUUGUAGUACAAUGUUUUUAUGGACAGCUCACCAACCCAAACGGCCUCAAAAGCUCACUUUAUUUGCAGGAAUAUUAAGCAAGACAGAGUUGCAUAGGGGCCAUGGCUGCCACCAGUUUCAUAGCAGCGUCACUUCUCAGAAGGGCAACUCUGCCUCUGGGUUCUGCUCUCUCGCAUCCUCUCAAAACCAACAACCUCUCUCACCACACCACCCUCCUCACACCUCCUCUCACUCCUCGUUUGACUUCUUCAGCUUCAGGAUUAUGCCAUUUGGCACAAGCUGUAAAGGGUGAUGUUGCCGAGUUACUUAAAAGUGUUGGAGACAAAACUGUUAUUGAAGAAGUGAAGCGUAUUCUUGAGAUGGCUAGACGUGCAUCAUCAAGAAGAGAAGUUCUCCAUACGAACUUUCUCACCCCUCCGGUGAUAAAGGAGUCAAUGCUAGCAUUGAUGAAGCUAGCUGAUUUGAAAGCAGUUUCUCAGGGUGGAUACCCGCAGGCUGAGCGUUGCCGGAUUUCUGUUGGACAUCCAGAAGUAUUGACAAGUGAUCCUGAUAUUAUUGCAGCAUUGAGUAUCACAGGAAACUUUGGGUUCCAACCUUGUUCUCAUGGAGACUUCCUAGGAACGAUUCUUGGUACAGGGAUUGCUAGGGAGAAGGUUGGAGAUGUCAUCUUACAGGGGGAGAAGGGUGCUCAAGUCAUUAUUGUUCCAGAACUCAUUGACUUUCUUAUGACAUCACUUGACAAGGUUGGUAAUGUUCCAGUAUCUGUUACUAAGAUACCAUUGAUCUCCAUUGAUUACGAACCACCAAGUACUAAGUCGUUCAAAACUAUAGAAGCAUCAGCGAGGAUUGAUGCUAUAGCUAGUGCAGGAUUUAAAAUUUCACGGUCGAAGCUAGUUGACCUGAUCCGUGAUGGGGAUGUGCGCCUCAAUUGGACCCCUGUUACUAAAAAUGGAGCUACACUGAAGGCUGGUGAUAUUGUAUCUGUAAGAGGAAAAGGAAGACUGAAGAUAGGAGAAAUUAACACUACACGGAAGGGGAAGUUUGCAAUAGAGCUCAUUCGUUAUUUGUAAGUUUUAAAACGGGUAUUGACGGAACAUUUCCAUUCUUGGAUUUUUAGGUCAAAUAUGGGAGCUAACUUAAAAGCCAGAGGCCUCUUCUAAAGAUAAAGAAUAAACAUGUCUUUGUAUUGAAAUUUGGGUUUAUUUGGAAGUUCAAAGAUGUACAUAGUUUUACUCCUCUAAAAGUAAUAUAAUACAUUCUUCGUUGUA